Molecule: messenger RNA, 1210 nt
Organism: Ostrinia furnacalis (Asian corn borer)
Lineage: Eukaryota; Metazoa; Arthropoda; Insecta; Lepidoptera; Crambidae
Gene: Dhs
Product: deoxyhypusine synthase
Exons: 2
Coding region: 86-1198 (370 amino acids)
Biological process (GO): peptidyl-hypusine biosynthetic process
Cellular component (GO): cytoplasm
Molecular function (GO): deoxyhypusine synthase activity
Source: RefSeq, a predicted model, not a curated record
ACUCGAUUUCACCAAAAUAUUUUCGUGAAAAUAGAAAAUACGCAGGUGAUCGAUUUACUGUGUUUAAUUUAAUUUUCCCAUCAAAAUGGAUGUAUCCAAAGUGGAAAAAAGCAAGAUUCUUGCUCCCAACAUGGCCGUGAACGCUGUUUUGGUCCCAAGUCAGGAAUUGCCAGCUGAAACGCCUAUUGUGUCUGGUUACGAUUGGGAAAAUGGGACCGAUUACAACAAAAUCCUAGAUAGCUACUCCAGAUCUGGUUUCCAAGCCACGAGCUUCGGAAAAGCUAUUGCUGAGAUCAACAAAAUGCUGAAAUGUCGGUCCAUUGCUUUGACGGAAGAAACGGGCGAUCCGUACGAAGAAGACUCUUUUAUCAAGAAGAAAACUAACUGUACUAUUUUCUUAGGAUACACAUCUAACAUGAUAUCGUCAGGGCUUCGCGAUACUAUAAGGUUUUUAGUGAAAAAUAAGCUUGUAGACUGUAUUGUGACGACUGCAGGGGGUGUGGAAGAAGAUUUUAUCAAGUGCUUAGCACCAACUUAUGUCGGAGACUUCAAUUUAAGCGGAAAAGUGCUCAGAACCCGUGGAAUAAACAGGAUUGGUAAUUUACUAGUGCCAAAUGACAAUUACUGCAAGUUUGAAGAAUGGGUCACACCAAUUCUCGAUGAAAUGCUUGAGGAACAGUCGAAAACAGGCAUACUUUGGACACCUUCAAGGAUUAUAGCUAAAUUAGGCGAAAAAAUCAACGAUGAAAGCUCAGUUUGCUAUUGGGCCUGGAAGAACAAUAUUCCGAUCUUCAGUCCGGCACUCACAGACGGAUCUUUAGGAGAUAUGAUGUAUUUUCACUCGUUUAAGCGGCCUGGCCUUGUUAUUGAUAUAUUAAGCGACUUAAGAAGACUGAAUACUAUGGCUGUUAAAGCCAAUAACACUGGUAUGAUUAUAUUAGGAGGUGGUGUUAUAAAACAUCACAUUUGUAACGCUAAUUUAAUGAGAAAUGGAGCGGAUUUUGCUGUUUAUGUGAAUACGGCAAGUGAAUAUGAUGGCAGUGACGCUGGGGCGAGGCCUGAUGAAGCAGUGUCUUGGGGAAAGAUAAGGCCAAACGCUACACCAGUGAAGUUGUAUGCCGAUGCCACUUUGGUCUUUCCUCUGAUUGUAGCCCAAACAUUUGCAAAGUAUCAUUUUAGCAAUAAAAAGAAUGUGUAACAAAGCAACCUU